AUGGAAUCAUGUUUUCGUUUUUUCUUUCGUCGACAAUCAAGUUUUCCGGUGCAGUGCAUUAAUAAAAGCAAAAACAUUUGGGUUUCCGGGUUUCACAAUUCUGCAAUGACUUUGGCUGCUCGGAACGCGUCGAAACGUAUUCAGCUUGCCAAUAUAAAGAAGAAAAAGAACAAGGCAAGACAAGCCGAGCUUCGUGAACAGCGUAAACCGAAUCUUGGAAACGUUAUAACAGGUCAGCCGACCGAGUGGACGCAAUCGUUGUACAAUCCUGUACCUUACUUGAGCGGAAGCAUGCGUGCUAAUAACACUAUGCAAGAAUGCAAUCAUUUUACGCAAAAACAAGAACUGAACUCUAUACUGGAGAGUAUUCAUAAACACUUGAGAAAGUUGAGAAAACAAUCUGCGUCUAAUUUUGCUGAAGAGAUGCCAGCGGAGCAUGACAAUUUGCUUCAAGAAACGAAGGAUGAGUACAUAAGACGUUUGUUUGAUAUACAAAAUUCAAACUUCAAAUCAAUUCGUCUACUGAAUAUACAAAAAGCACUUCGAGAUUUUGGACAUUCAGAACGAGACACUGGGAGUCCAGAAGUGCAAGCAGCUGUUUAUUCCGCCAAGAUCUUUGCAAUUAAGGAUCACUGCGACCACCAUAGAAAAGAUUAUGCCUGCAAGCGGUACCUUAGUUAUCUUGUCCACAGGAGGCGGCGAAUAUUGAAGUAUUUGCGGCGCAAAGACCGCCAACGCUACGACGAUUGCAUUUCACGUUUGGGUCUAACCGAUGCAGCUGUUACUUGUGAAAUAAAUGUGUAA
Messenger RNA from Schizosaccharomyces japonicus yFS275, 804 nucleotides. RefSeq names its product ribosomal protein subunit S28. The transcript has a single exon. Gene Ontology annotation, cellular component: ribosome; cytoplasm. Gene Ontology annotation, biological process: translation. The coding region runs from base 1 to 804 and encodes 267 amino acids. The record is from RefSeq and is a predicted model, not a curated record. Gene Ontology annotation, molecular function: structural constituent of ribosome. NCBI's taxonomy places the organism in Eukaryota, Fungi, Ascomycota, Schizosaccharomycetes, Schizosaccharomycetales, Schizosaccharomycetaceae.